This is a messenger RNA of Macaca mulatta (Rhesus monkey), 531 nucleotides long. The record is from RefSeq and is a predicted model, not a curated record. Lineage: Eukaryota; Metazoa; Chordata; Mammalia; Primates; Cercopithecidae.
ACAGCACAGCCCAACCCAAGGCCGGGGCCAGACAGCGGGGGCUUGGACAGGAGCAAGGUCCAAGGGCGGCCAGGUGCCAGAAGCCCAGGAAGCACAUAUCAAGGCUCCGUUGCCAGCGGGGUGCUGCCAAUAAAAUGUAGUCAUGUGGAAUUUGGAACGUGGAAAGGAGGUAGAAGUCAUCCUUUCCUCCCCCGCAGCAGCAGGUGUGCAGGCUCUGGUGGUCAGCUGGACUCCAUACUCCCCCACCAGUCACCAACCUGGGGACCGUGGGGCUGCAAGGACAUCACCAGCAGUUUCCCCAGUUUCCUGACUUCUUCCAUCCUCUGGAAAUCAGCUGUGAUGGAAACUGUGAGGGCCUGUCAUUUACCCCGCGUCCCUGUUGAAGAUCUCGUCCUCAUUAGAAGAUUCCUUGUCAUGCAGCUUCUGUGCCAUGUUUUUCAAGCGCGUGACACUGACAGCAAUGAAUCCUCCAAUGUACCUGAGUCGCACUUCGUGAUGAGCAUCUCCAAUGUGCCAGAAAUCUGAAAAUGC